AUGUCCAACGUGCUGUCGACAUCCAACAUCGCUGUGCCGGACCUCGAGACCCAUAACAGGCCGUCGUCCGCUGGAGGCCACAUUCCGCAGGACGCCCCCAGCAGGGCGCCCGAAACGUACCACCCGCGUCUUCUGCACUGCUUUCUGGCGGGCGGAAUAGGCGGCAUGGUGGGCGACUCGCUGAUGCACUCGCUGGACACCGUCAAGACGCGGCAGCAGGGGGCCCCGAACGUGGCUCGGUACAGAAACACCGUCCCGGCGUACCUGACGCUUCUGCGCGAGGAGGGCCUAAUGAGAGGGCUCUACGGCGGGUACGGGGCGGCCAUGCUGGGCAGUUUCCCCAGUGCGGCGUGUUUUUUCAUCACGUACGAGUCCACCAAACGAAUCGCGAUAGACGAGUACGGUCUGAACGAGACCUUCACGUACCUGGGCGCGGGAUUUCUCGGCGACUUUGUGUCGUCAAUUUUCUACGUGCCGUCCGAGGUGCUCAAGACCAGACUCCAGCUGCAGGGAAGAUACAACAACACGGUCUUCCGCUCCGGCUACAACUACACAGGAACUUUCAACGCCAUCUCGACGAUCAUCCGCACAGAGGGAUGGCAGACCCUUUUCUACGGAUACAAGGCCACCCUGGUGCGAGAUCUGCCGUUCUCGUCGCUCCAGUUUGUGUUUUACGAAAAGUUCCGACAGCUCGCAUACCAAUUCUCUCAAAGGUCCGCCGAUCACGACCCUCUCUCGCUUUCCAUGGAGCUGCUCACAGGCGCUGCCGCGGGCGGCCUUGCAGGGACGUUGACCACGCCGCUCGACGUCAUCAAGACGCGAAUGCAGACGCAGAACAAGAACGCCACGCCCCACGACCUGCUCACCUCCAGCUCCAUCCUCCGCGGCCUGCUCACCGUGUACCGCAACCAGGGCGUUGUGGGGCUGUUCAGCGGCGUGGGGCCCCGCUUUAUCUGGACCAGCGUCCAGAGCAGCGUGAUGCUGCUGCUAUACCAAUUUUGUCUCAGAGCAUUGUCUACAGGCGAGUUGACCUUCGCAUGA
Molecule: messenger RNA, 1041 nt
Organism: Ogataea angusta
Lineage: Eukaryota; Fungi; Ascomycota; Pichiomycetes; Pichiales; Pichiaceae
Exons: 1
Coding region: 1-1041 (346 amino acids)
Biological process (GO): magnesium ion export from mitochondrion
Molecular function (GO): magnesium ion transmembrane transporter activity
Source: RefSeq, a predicted model, not a curated record